Messenger RNA from Oryza brachyantha (malo sina), 3458 nucleotides. Its product is annotated as zinc finger CCCH domain-containing protein 13-like. Lineage: Eukaryota; Viridiplantae; Streptophyta; Magnoliopsida; Poales; Poaceae. The transcript has 10 exons. Gene Ontology annotation, molecular function: metal ion binding. The record is from RefSeq and is a predicted model, not a curated record. Bases 1835 to 2803 code for a protein of 322 amino acids.
AGCUUCGCCCACGGCGACGCCGAGCUCCGCGGCCCGCCGCCCCAUUCCUCCUUCCCGCCUCGUACUGGACCUGGUAUGCGCCCCCCCCCUCUCCCUACCCCUCACGCUGCUCCCCUCCCAUCGGCUUCUCUAUUGUUCUCCGGCUGCUCGGCGGUUGCCAUAUGCGCUCGAUCCGCAUCUAGGUGGUUCUAAUAUGUUCUUCUGCAAUGGAUUACUGUCUACGUCGAGGUUUUGUUGCGUACGAGUCCACCGAUUGUUCACAGGAAAUUAUAUUCAGUCAGAAAAUGAAACUGGGUCUCUGCGGGAUUUACUAUCAGUUUGGAAGGCUGAUAUGAUCUACGGAUUUUUCAGAAGAUUCACGGUGUAUUAUGACGGCCUCAAGAAAGGAACAGCGUAUUCUUUUGAAAUGUACACCCUUUCACAUGUUUAUGUUGGAUUUUGUUUAUAGUCUUCAGAGGAUUGGCUGCAAGUGGGGAAUGUGGCAGAGUGUGGGAUGUUUUGGUUGUACAUCAAAGUGGAAGUGCUACUAGUGCCAUCUGAUCUGUGUGUUUUCUGCAGAACCUUUGGAAAUGCUGUGGAACUGAGCUAGUAAUAAGAGAAAAUAUCUAAAAGAACACCAACAAUGGUAACAUCUGACAAGAGCUCCCUUGUAAGAUAUACAGAUCAUUGUGGUUGUUAGCAGCUGACAACCUGGUUUCUAUCUCUGGCUACUUGUUGGAAGAUAUAAACUCUACAUCCUACACCUGGUACUCAUGUGAUAUCAUGCAAGUUUGGCACUAGGACCAUUUAUAUACAGAACUAAGAGCGCAAAUAAUUCCAUUUGUUUGUGUCAUAUCUUUUGUUCUACUGUUUUAUCACCGAUAUAUUAUCCUUUUCAUAGAGUGAUAUACUACCUCCGUCCCAAUAUGUUUCAUUUCUAGAUUGUUUAGUAGAGAUUAAGGUUGUGAAGAAAAUACUACGUUGCUCCUUAAUAAAUGGAGAAUAAAUGGGGGUGUGAGUGUAGUUGGGAAUAAAAUGGAAAUAAUUUGAAAUGAGAAGUGACUGAUGAGACAAGUAGUACUGUGAAUGAUGCUAGAAAUGCUUAUAUUUUGGUAUAAGAUUGAAAUCCUAAAAAUACUGACAUUUUGGAACGGAGGGAGUAGUACUUAACUACCAAAGUUUCUUGAACAAUGUGACAUGCCUGCUAAUCAUUUUUUGCUACUGUACAAAUUAGCUUUCCCCAAAGAGGAUUUGGUCGAACUGACCACUUGCAGAAGAUGACACAUCCUAUUUCCGUUGCAUUCCUUUUCAGUCGGUAAUCAGACAUUUUAUGGCCUCUGGAAUGCUUAUCUUGUUACGGAAGAUUUCCUGAGGGAUAUUAUGUGGAUCCUUGUCUCAAUCAGAUGCAUAUUAUCCUUAAUGUGCUAAGCACUUAGAAAUAUAUUUGUUGAAUACACAGCGUCAAGGUUUCUUCUUGGGCUUUAUUCUUGCCUGCCAUUUCAAGUAUGAUCACAGAACAAUAACUUUUGAAGUCAAUACCAACAAUAUCUGGACAAGUGACAUUAGACUUAUUUGGUGACGUUGGACUUUGGAAGAUCAUUCUUGGUGGUAAUCUCAGUUUUCUGUCAAAAUUUGGGUACUCCCAUCAAUUAUCCACCUCACAUGACUGAUAUUAUGAAGUGCUGGAUUUAUGUUUUAAGUGGUGCAUCAUACACGUAAAUACGUGAUCAUAUAUUGGUCUCUCAUGCAUUAGUCUCGUUGGAUCUUCUCUUUUAUUCCCUCUGGGGUUAUCUUGGUGCCUCUGCUACUUCUUGCUAAUUGAAUAAUCAUAUGGCUCAAGGUUGUGGUAAGCUUAAUGGGGAGACGGGACCAUAGACCUGAUGACUUUAGGGGCAGGCAUCUGAGAAGAUACUCACCUCAUAGGAGGAAUUCCCCUGAAAGAGAUGCCAGGGGUCAUUUCUUCCGUGAUCAGAGACCACACUCUCGAGAUAGGGGUUCUAGUCAUUCAAGAUCUCCCAUCAGGAAGAGUGAGGGAAGGCAUAGAAAGAAGAUUGAUAGCGGAAAAACUGAUUCAUCAGAAAGUUUGAACACCUCUGACAAUGAUGAUAGAAAAAAGGAUGAUAUAUCCAAUAAUGCUGAUGAUAAACAUGAUAAUGAAGCACAGCUGCAACACAUUCAACUGGAUAUGGAAGCAUUACGAGAGGAGAAAUCUACACUGGAGAUGAUGCUGAAUGGCAAGAUCAAUGAAGCAUCUGCACUUUCUAGCAGGAUAGCCGAUCUUGAAUCACAAUUGAGCGAAGAGAAAGAUGCUUGCCAAAGGAUGGCCUCAAAAACAAAGAAACUCAUCAAAGCACAUGCACGCUAUGUGAAAGCUCAGGAUGAUUUAAAAAGGUCCCAAGCUCGUUUUGAGAGGCUCGCUGAUUUGCUUGCUUCAGAUACCUUGAAGCCAUGUAGCAAGGAUCAGGGUUCUAGUGCUGCUAAGGAAGAUACGUAUAAUGCUUAUGAUAUGAGUCCAAGUGAUCAACGACAGAAUCAUGAAGCAGCUAGAAAAAGAUCCAUUGCCCUCUCAACAAGCGAAGAAGGAAGAAGUGCGAAGAAGAAGAGGGAGAGUUAUGACAACUCAAUUCCCAUGUCAGGGAAAUAUAGACCGGAAGAUGCUCUAGAACCUUUUCAAAGCAGCAAGGGAACUGAGACAGAAGAAGUUUUACCUGUGAAGAGGAAUUUAGGGGAGGGUGACAACAAUGAGGAAGUGAACAUUGUUUCCUCUGGCAAUGUUUUUACAGAUAGGUAUGAGGGUGGCGACGACGACGUUCUUGUGUGCUAGUAUAUUCAUGCAGAUGGAGCUUGACGAAGAUUUCAACAUUACGGAGAAGCGUGAAGUAUGAGGGUGGCGACGACGACGUUCUUGUGUGUUCAUUGCCAUGCCAGUUGGGUUUUCACAAAUUAGCACUGAAAUUGUGGCUGGCAGCCGGUUAUUAUCUUCAUGUAUAAUUUAUACAUCUGGCAUUAGGAAUUAAGCAUCUCGACAAUCUCUUUGAAGACAAGUUGCAUUGUUCUCAAACAGAUUAUUAUUGUCGCAUUAGUGCAAACUGUCGGUCGUUAUUACCCUGGAUUCAAGUGGCUUGUAUGGAUAAUGUGAGGCGGCCUAUUCAAGUAAUGUUUGGUAUUCAGUAUAUGGAUUAAUUAGUGUUAUGGUGCUGUCAUCAUUUAUAUCUAAACGCAUGCAGUGGUUUAGCUCGGCAUCAUGGAGCAUAUGUUGGCAGCUAGCUCAAGGGAACUAUCUUGAAAUCAAGUUGAAGUGCUGAUACUUAGAGGAUUUCUGUAGGAUUUCUAUUUCUUCACAUGUUAUGUAUAAUCUUCUUCGUAUCUGCGGCUGUCUGCUCCCUUGUAUCACUCUUUUCUUGGCAGGGGUGUAUCCUGUGACAUCGGCGAGCCCAAACCAAGAAUAACAUUUCUUGGUCGAUAAUAUUUCAUAGGUA